AGAUAUAAUCCCGGUUGCCAUUCCAGUGACAUCUGGACCUCGCAUGCCAAUAAGCCUAUGACGGAGGAACACUGGGGCCUAAUAAGUUGCGAUGGAAUGGCGCGCCGUCGAUCGAAAUCAAAUUGUUCUGUACGCGAAGAGUUGUCACAGGAGGAAAUUUUCUGCAAGAUUUAAUUAGUUUCUCGAUCAUGCCUCCAAAGAAGCCAUCUCCUGCAACAAAGAUCACCCCUAAAACUACAACACAAAAGCCUGGUACAGGCAGAGGUAUUUCAGGUAAGAAAACAAGCACAACAGCAGUGAAACCAGGAGCGGCUGGAAGCAAGGGGAACACUACAAAGAAGGGCAGCACGUCUCCCAAAAAAACACUAGUCAAAGGCAAGGAGAACACCGCAGUAUCAAAGACACAAGGUAAGAAGUGGACAAAGCAAGAUGAGUCUGCAGUAAUUGUUCAGAAAUAUGUCAGGAGACACUUGGCCAAAAAGGAAAUGGUGAAAAGGAAAAAAGCUAAGCAAGAAUAUGAAGAGCUGAUGGACAAGAUUCAAAAGGAGGCAUGGCUGAAGCUGGUUCAGAUAGAGAGAGAAGAAGCUGAAAAAGAAAGAAAAAAGGAAGAGGAAGAGAGAAGAAAGAGAAAAGAAGAGACAAAGAGAAGAACUAGAAUACUUGAGGCUGCAUUUGAUGGUGAUAAUGAUGAGAUUUUAGCUGUGUUGGACGAGGCCUAUGAAGAAGACUCCAAAAGAUCAGACCUAUCUGAACCUGCUCGUCAAUCCCUCAUAGCUAGGCAUCAGAUGGCUCUUGUGGACUGUGAAGAUGCAAACAACAACACCCCUUUGUCAGAAGCAGCAGGAGGGGGCCAUGUGGAGACAAUAAUGCUUCUGAUCCAGCGAGGAGCUGUGCUGAAUUCCAGGGGAAGAUAUCAACGAGUACCACUUUGGCGCGCUGCCUUUGGAGGACAUCUUCAGGCCGUCCAGACCCUUCUAGAGCAUGGUGGUGAUCCUAGGCUCAUAGCAGAUGAUGGCACAAAUGCAAUACAGGUGGCAGCUCUACCAGCUGUUGAACAGGUUUUACAGGAGUGGGACAUUAAGCAAACAGAUGUUUUACUAGAAAAACUGGAAGCUGAUAGAAGUGCUAGACAAGAGCAAGAAAGAAAGUUAAGAGAUGCAGAGAACAGUAGACUUGAGAAGGAGUUAAAUAAUGCAGAAAAAGAGAAUCAAGCUUAUCAGAAAGAGUUAGCUAAAGCACACUGUGAACUAAACAAAAGAAUUUAUGAACAUGACAAGUGCAUGGCUGAAGGAAAGACUGACAAACAUGAGGUGACCUUGCAGGCAGUACAUGAUGCUGAGGCAGUGCUUGAACAUGCAAGGAAAAAAGCAGAAGCAUCAAAAGAAGCAUUAGCUCAGGUGAAACUUGAACUUAGAGAGCAGCAUAAAAAGGAGGACAACUCUGCAGCUGACAUAGACGUAAAGGGAACGAAAGUUAUGAUAAAAGACCUCGAUGAUGUAUUGUUCAGAGAUGUUGGUGGCAAGAUUGCUGCAGAUGGAAGGUGGCCCCUACUGAUAGAUUCAUCUCCUCAGACCUCCACUUUCUUGCGCUACCGCGACACAAAUUUCUUAAAUGCACUAAAUCCCAAGCAGAUGGAGCCUGAUGUGAUUCGUCUGGCACUCUUAGGAGCUUUGAGAUAUGGGAAGCCAGCUGUGCUGGAUAUGAUGGAUGUAGACAUGUUUGAUACUGUCACUAUGGUAUUUGAUGGAGUCCAGAAGGGACUCAUGGCCUCACUCAUGUCUAAAGAGCUUCUGAAAGAUAAUAAAUUUUUAGAACUUGUCCGACCAGAAGAUGGAGAGGAGUACAGUAAGACAAGUUUCUUAGGAGCAAGAAUAGAGAAAUUUAUGUUUAUCAUAAUUACUCAACAAUGGAAUCCAGCAGAACAUUUACUUGAACAGACUUACCCAAUAAGAGUAAUCAUCCCUUCCAGGCCAGAUUUAUAAGAUUCUGUGCUAAACUUGUUUCUUCAUGUAUCACUCACUUCUUCUUCAAUGCAAAUUAAGGGACUUUUUAACUGCAGGUAACAUGUGGGUGCUUUGUAAAGUACAUAACUUAUAUCAAGCUACUUGCAAGUUAAUAUCAGUGGUGUAUCCAACUAUAACAAAGUGGAAUUGCCUAGGACUAAAAUCGUCAUGGUUUUGAUGUCCACAAUCUUUCUCUCACUUCAUGUUUCAAGUAUCAUUCUGUGAUCUGAAUUACUAUUCUAAUAAGCAGUCUCUUAUGAAUAUGGAAAUUCUGGACAUACAGCCCUUCUUUCUUAGUUCUCCUUGCAUACACAAUACCAUGCAUGCGUCCUCAUUCUUAAUGUAGACUUUUAUGUCAAAACUGAAUUGUUCUGAUGAAAUAACAAUAAAAUAAACUGAAUCUUUUGUUU
Molecule: messenger RNA, 2413 nt
Organism: Pocillopora verrucosa
Lineage: Eukaryota; Metazoa; Cnidaria; Anthozoa; Scleractinia; Pocilloporidae
Product: IQ motif and ankyrin repeat domain-containing protein 1
Molecular function (GO): protein binding
Source: RefSeq, a predicted model, not a curated record